ACGCUCGGCCCCUCUCGGAGGCAACAGGGAGACGUGCGAAAGGAUGAGAUGCGGUUGCUGCCUGCGCUGAAUGAUGAACGCACAGAAUCAGGCGGCCCUGGACAUCUCGACGAAGAACCCGCAGGAUGACUUCGAGAUCAUCCAGCGAGUUGGCGGCGGGACCUACGGGGAGGUGUACAAGGCCCGGCAAAAGCAUACCGGCCAACUGGCGGCCGUGAAGAUCAUCAAGAUGGAACCGGACGAUGACUUUUCGGUUAUUCAGCAAGAGAUUUCCAUCGUGAAGUCCUGCACGCAUCAGAACAUUGUCGCAUAUUAUGGAAGCUACAUCAAGUCCAACAAGUUGUGGAUUUGUAUGGAAUACUGUGGAGGAGGAUCACUACAGGACAUUUACCACGUCACAGGCCCGCUCUCUGAGUUACAGAUCGCCUACAUCAGCAGGGAAAUGCUACAGGGUUUGGAAUAUCUACACAAUCGAGGGAAGAUACACCGGGACAUUAAGGGUGCAAACAUUCUCAUCAAUGACAACGGGGAUGUAAAGUUGGCUGAUUUUGGAAUUUCUGCACAAAUUACUGCCACGUUUGCCCGAAGAAUGUCUUUCAUCGGAACACCGUACUGGAUGGCACCGGAGGUUGCUGCCGUGGAGAUCAAAGGGGGCUACAACGAGCUCUGUGACAUCUGGGCAGUUGGCAUCACGGCCAUAGAGCUGGCUGAGCUCCAGCCGCCCAUGUUCGACGUCCAUCCUCUGAGGGUGCUCUUUCUAAUGUCCAAAAGUGGUUACCAACCUCCGAAGUUAAAGGAUAAAGGGAAAUGGAGCUCAGCGUUCCACAACUUUGCCAAAGUGACGUUAACGAAGAAUCCGAAGAAGAGGCCAGCUGCCAGCAAGAUGCUGACUCACCAGUUCGUGUCGCAGUCCGGGCUGAGCCGAGCGCUGAUUCACGAGUUGAUUGACAAACUCAGGAACCCGGAGAAGCACUCCAGCAUGCAGGAGGUGGACGAGGAUGAAAUUGAGCCUCCCCCCACUGUCCCACGCAGGAUUCAGUCGACUAACCGACACUCACAGGCAGAGAGAACCAACUCCGAGAUAAUGCUCCACAACAUUCAGUUUGAACAGGCCCUGCGGAGGGAGGAGAGCUGGUGGAAUAAGGAUCAAACUGUGGACCAAACUUCGAGCUGUUCUCAGAACCUGCCCAGCCCUAGACGGGAGAUCAGGAAGAAGAUGGUGGACUCGGACGAUGAUUACGAUGACAUUGCCGUACUGACCGAGAGCCUGCAAGCGGACAGACACACUGACAAGCCGCCACCGCUACCCCCCAAGCCCAAGUUCCGGACCAGCUCGGAGGAUAGCCUCCCGGAAGAAGAGAAGCUGAAGACGGUGGCCCAACACCCAAAGUGCACGCGGCUGAUGACCCCGCUCACCCGCUGCUCCAGUGGCCCGCUGGAAGCCUCCAGGAAGCUGGGCAGGGGGGCCUCCAGAAGCCCUGUCCACUCUGCCGUCAAUGUCAGCAGCUCAGAUCCCAGCCAGUGGGCGAGUCACCUUGCCAGGGACACAGGAGGGACCCCACCUCUGCUGCCUCGGAGGAAGGAAAAGAAGGAGAGAGCGGUAGCGCCUGAAUCUGAAGCCCCUCUUAUUCAGAAGGUGGAGGUGGAGGUCCCGCUACAGAAAGUGUUCAACGGCUGUCCCUUGAAAAUUAAUUGUGUGACGUCCUGGACACACCCCAACACCAGAGCCCAGCACCUUAUACUGGGGUCAGAGGAAGGGAUCUACACCCUGAAUCUAAACGAGCUGCAGGAAGCCACAUUAGAACUGCUGUAUCCAGGACGAUGUACUUGGGUCUACGUUGUCAGCAACAUGUUAAUCAGUAUCUCAGGGAAGGCCAUGCAGCUACACUCUCACAGCUUGUUGGGACUUUACGAGCAGGCCAAAAAGGAACAGAGAUCAAUGGUUCACAUCCCGACACAUCGACUCUUAGCCAGGAAGAAUGCAACAUCCAGUAAGAUUCCAGACACCAAAAGCUGCAGGAAGUGUUCUGUUGUACGAAACUCUCCCACUGGCUGCUGUUACUUGUGCGGAGCGCUGGAGUCCAGCAUCGUCCUCCUGCAGUGGUACGAGCCCAUGCAGAAAUUCAUGCUCAUCAAGCACUUUGACUUUCCGCUGCCCAAUCCCCUGCGGAUUUUUGAAGCGUUGGUGGUGCCAGAGCAGGAAUACCCGAUUGUAUGCAUUGGAAUCAGCACAAAGUGUUUCUCGGACAAGGUUGUACAGUUCCUGACCAUUAACCUCAAUUCCUCCUCCUCCUGGUUUACGGACCUGGGGACAGCAGGUCAACAGGAUGAAUUUAUCCACGUGUGCCAACUGGACAAUGAGAUGGUGCUGGUGUGCAUUGGCCAAAACAUGAAAGUUGUAAAUAUUGAAGGAAAACUUAUGACACGUAAGGAUCUAUUUCCAGAGGUGACGUUUGAUAUUCCAGUGGAAUCUGUGGUCUGCUUCUCCGACAGCGUCCUGGGCUUCUGGAAACACGGGAUGCAGCGGAAGAGUUUCAGAACCUGUGAGAUUUUUGAACAGAAAACAGAGCCCAAUCGAUUAUAUCGCUUUUUGGGAGCUGACAGCAGCAGACUGGUUGUCUUCGAAACCAAGCCGAAAGACGAUCUCACUUCCCACACCAACCUGUAUAUCAUGAAGGUACCGGACAAUCCUUUUGGGGAAUGAAGGAGGGCCGGCCGCUCAGGCAUAGCCGCUGUUUGGGCGGUGAGGACCAUUUCCCAGGGGAAGCGGGGCAAAACAGGACUGUUGCCAAUUGGUGGAUGCUUGCCGGAUACCUAGAGCCGCAGAGCCUUUCUCGCUUGUCGGUGCGUGGGUCAAGGGUCUGUUCUUGACCAUUAAAUCUCCAUCGGAAGGAUGCCUCUGUGUUACAGCUAGCACCUACAAAAACCGAUAACGUGUAAAGUUUGAAAUCGUCAGUGCUUUUCUAUAAAUAAAGAAUUAUAUUUGAUGUGCUGUA
This is a messenger RNA of Mobula hypostoma (lesser devil ray), 2996 nucleotides long. RefSeq names its product mitogen-activated protein kinase kinase kinase kinase 5-like. Gene Ontology annotation, biological process: intracellular signal transduction; protein phosphorylation. Bases 71 to 2704 code for a protein of 877 amino acids. The record is from RefSeq and is a predicted model, not a curated record. Gene Ontology annotation, cellular component: cytoplasm. Gene Ontology annotation, molecular function: MAP kinase kinase kinase kinase activity; ATP binding. NCBI's taxonomy places the organism in Eukaryota, Metazoa, Chordata, Chondrichthyes, Myliobatiformes, Myliobatidae. The transcript has 32 exons.